Molecule: messenger RNA, 831 nt
Organism: Mytilus trossulus (common blue mussel)
Lineage: Eukaryota; Metazoa; Mollusca; Bivalvia; Mytilida; Mytilidae
Product: short-chain collagen C4-like
Exons: 3
Coding region: 1-831 (276 amino acids)
Source: RefSeq, a predicted model, not a curated record
AUGCGUUACAUCUCCAUAUCCGUGUGUGUCCUUAUAACCAGCCUCACCUGCUUCAGUUUGGCAAAUGACUUGGGUCCUAAGAAACAGGAACGUUUAUUAAUGAGUGAUCCAGACGCAAUAAACGCUCAACUUCUUACACUAGAGCGGAAGUUACAGGAAGUCAUUGCGAAAAUGUCAUUGAUAGAAGAUGAAAAUUCACAGCUGAAAGUGGAAUUAGUAGCAAGCAAAAAGCAAAUAGAGAUGAACACAAACAGCAUAUAUAAUCAAUUGUCAUAUAAAGGAGGUACCAUUUAUACACGAUGGGGAAGAAAGGAUUGUCCAAAUAAGAAUGGUACUCAACUGGUAUAUACAGGUAUAGCUGGUGGAGGAAGCCAUGCUGAAACCGGAAGUGGUACAAACUACUUAUGUUUGCCGCACAAUCCCGAUGAAAAACCUGCACAAUUAUCCAUUGGGCUCGAAUUAAGUAAUUAUGUUGCACACGUUUGGGGAGCCGAAUAUCAGUUCUCCCUCGGCAAGGUCAAGGUUGACGACGACGUUCCAUGCGCAGUAUGUCGCGAUACAACGACUGAAACUUCUUUGAUGAUUCCUGCAAAAUCGUCAUGUCCGUCUCUCUGGAAAAAACAAUACAACGGAUUACUGUGUGCCAAUAUGUAUGGUCAUCCUGCAGCUUCCGAAUAUGCAUGUGUUGACUCAGAGGCACAAUAUUUUGAAGGAAAACGCGGAAGUAAUGAUGGCAAGUUGUUCUAUCCAGCUGUUUCAGUUUGUGGUUCAUUGCCAUGCCCACUUUAUGAGAACUUAAAAUAUAUGACAUGUGUUGUUUGUUCAAAAUGA